CGCACCCUUUCCCCAUUCCCACUCCGUUCAAAACAUAUUUUCUCUCUCUCCACUUGUAACCCUAGAACUAGAAGUUUACAUUCUUUUUAAAUUUUGACCUCUAAAUUAUUUAAUUGAAAGCUUAUUUGGUUCAAAUUGACGACAUAAUAGCUCUAGGGUUUGAUUAUCUCGCAGAUCAUUUCAUGUUAACAUCAUCAAAACAAUGAUAUUUUCGCGUAUCGGACGCUCUAUCUCUCGCUCUACAUUUCAAAGAAACGUUAUAUCUGGUAAUUAUGGUGUAAAGUAUGUGCAUUUGAAUGAAUCGCUCUCUCCGUCCAAUGCGAGCAUUGAACGAGUUGUUGGAGGAUUAGGGCUUUUAAGGAGUUAUAUGACUUCAGUUCGAUCUGGAAAUCGGAUUGUUUCUCAUAAAUAUUUAUCAGAAUUUAAUUCUGUUUUUGCAAACCCUCAGCUUCGGCGGCUUUUCUGCAGCCAAACGCCGAGGAAAAGAAACUAUGAGAAUUAUUACCCGAAGAAUAAGAAAGAAAUUCCAAAAGAAAAUAAUCAAAAAUCGGAGUCUAAAGAGGAUGAUCAUGGGAACUUUCAGGAGAACUUCAUGAAGCAGUUUCAAAAUUUAGUCACACCCUUGUUGUUUAUUGCGUUUGUGCUUUCCUCAAUUUUUAUGAAUCCUCAUGAUCAGAAGCAGAUUAGUUUUCAAGAGUUCAAAAACAAGCUACUUGAACCUGGCAUUGUGGAUCACAUUGUUGUUGCAAAUAAAUCAGUUGCAAAAGUGUAUGUGAAGAUACUGCCACCUAUUACAGAUGAGACCAAUGAUGAAAUUGUCCAGGAUCAAGCUAAUGGUACCCAUGCUAAAAGAAAUGUGAGCCACUAUAAAUACUAUUUUAAUAUUGGAAGUGUUGACUCCUUUGAGGAGAAACUGGAGGAAGCCCAGGAAGCAUUAGGAAUUGACCCUCAUAAUUAUGUUCCUGUAACGUAUGUAUCUGAAAUGAACUGGUUUCAAGAACUGAUGAAGUUUGCCCCAACAGCUUUGCUUUUAGGAUCCUUCCUGUUCAUGGGGCGGAGAAUGCAGGGUGGAAUGGGCGUUGGUGGUCCUGCUGGAGGAAAGGGUGCCCGGGGAAUAUUCAAUAUAGGAAAAGCACAUGUUACAAAAAUGGAUAAGAAUGCAAAAAAUAAGGUAUUCUUCAAAGAUGUGGCAGGCUGUGAUGAAGCAAAGCAAGAAAUCAUGGAGUUUGUACACUUCUUGAAGAACCCAAAGAAAUACGAAGAGUUGGGAGCAAAGAUUCCGAAAGGUGCUCUUCUUGUAGGCCCUCCUGGAACAGGAAAGACACUUCUUGCUAAAGCGACUGCAGGUGAAUCUGGUGUGCCUUUCUUAUCUAUAUCUGGGUCAGAUUUUAUGGAAAUGUUUGUUGGAGUUGGACCAGCAAGGGUCAGGAGUUUAUUUCAAGAGGCAAGACAACGUGCACCUAGCAUAGUUUUCAUUGAUGAGAUAGACGCAAUUGGUCGAGCUAGAGGUCGUGGAGGCUUUUCAGGGGGCCAUGAUGAGCGUGAAAGUACUUUAAAUCAGUUGCUUGUAGAAAUGGAUGGUUUUGGAACAACCGCUGGAGUUGUUGUACUUGCUGGCACAAAUAGGCCUGAUAUUCUAGACAAAGCCUUAUUGAGACCCGGUCGGUUUGAUCGUCAAAUUACCAUCGAUAAACCUGACAUCAAAGGUCGUGACCAGAUAUUUCAGAUCUAUCUGAAUAAGUUAAAACUUGAUCGAGAAUCAUCAUAUUACUCCCAGAGACUAGCUGCUUUGACUCCAGGAUUUGCUGGAGCAGAUAUUGCAAAUGUUUGUAAUGAGGCUGCUUUAAUUGCUGCAAGGAUUGAGAGUACACAAGUUACAAUGGAACAUUUUGAGGCAGCUAUAGAUAGGGUCAUUGGAGGUUUGGAGAAGAAGAACAAGGUUAUAAGUAAGCUUGAGAGGCAGACUGUUGCUUACCAUGAGUCAGGUCAUGCUGUUGCUGGUUGGUUCUUGGAACAUGCAGAACCAUUGCUGAAAGUGACAAUUGUUCCCCGUGGUACUGCAGCUCUUGGGUUUGCUCAGUAUGUACCCAACGAAAACCUGUUGAUGACCAAAGAACAGCUCUUUGAUAUGACAUGCAUGACUCUCGGUGGUCGAGCAUCUGAGCAGGUUUUGUUAGGAAAGAUUUCAACUGGAGCCCAAAAUGACUUGGAGAAAGUGACCAAGAUGACCUAUGCUCAAGUAGCAGUCUAUGGUUUCAGCGACAAGAUUGGUCUUCUUUCCUUUCCUCAAAGGGAUGAUGAUUCAUUUGAGAUGACCAAGCCGUUCAGCAGUAAGACUGCCGCAAUUAUUGACACUGAAGUGAGAGAAUGGGUUGCGAAGGCAUAUGACCGCACAGUACAGCUGAUAGAGGACCACAAGGAGCAAGUGGCUCAGAUUGCAGAACUGUUGCUUGAAAAGGAGGUUCUACAUCAAGAGGACUUGGUUCGAGUAUUGGGUGAUCGCCCAUUUAAAAGUAGCGAGCCUACGAAUUAUGAUAGGUUCAAGCAAGGAUUUCAAGAAGAAAAUAAAGAAACAAAAGAGACGUCUGACAGUGGGACUGGAGUGGAUGGUGGGUCACCACCUUUGGAACCAGACGUUGCGCCAGCUUAGUGACAGUAGAGGUUUAUGGUUGUAUAUAUGGAAAUAUAUUGAAGUUGUUUUGUUCAUAGCCUAACCCUUUUUAUGAGGUUUCCUUAAUUGUAAAAGCCUAUCACAUUUGCAGAUAAUAUAUAAAUAUUUUAAAUGCAUUGUACAAAUUGCGUUCCACACACGUGGCCGGACUGCCAAGGUUGGAACGAGCAAUCCAUUCGAGAAUGAUGAAAAAUGUAUUGAAGUGUGCAGGUCGUAGAGUCAAUUUUUUCUUUUUAACUUUUUGUGAAAGGUUUUAGUGAUUGUUGUAGCUUCUCAGUGCAAU
Molecule: messenger RNA, 2954 nt
Organism: Cornus florida
Lineage: Eukaryota; Viridiplantae; Streptophyta; Magnoliopsida; Cornales; Cornaceae
Product: ATP-dependent zinc metalloprotease FTSH 10, mitochondrial-like
Exons: 8
Coding region: 203-2650 (815 amino acids)
Biological process (GO): protein-containing complex assembly; mitochondrial protein processing
Cellular component (GO): chloroplast thylakoid membrane; m-AAA complex
Molecular function (GO): ATP hydrolysis activity; ATP-dependent peptidase activity; zinc ion binding
Source: RefSeq, a predicted model, not a curated record